Messenger RNA from Diabrotica virgifera virgifera (western corn rootworm), 3979 nucleotides. RefSeq names its product discoidin domain-containing receptor 2-like. The transcript has 14 exons. Gene Ontology annotation, molecular function: ATP binding; collagen binding; protein tyrosine kinase collagen receptor activity. The coding region runs from base 97 to 2703 and encodes 868 amino acids. Gene Ontology annotation, biological process: protein phosphorylation; cell surface receptor protein tyrosine kinase signaling pathway; positive regulation of kinase activity. Gene Ontology annotation, cellular component: signaling receptor complex. NCBI's taxonomy places the organism in Eukaryota, Metazoa, Arthropoda, Insecta, Coleoptera, Chrysomelidae. The record is from RefSeq and is a predicted model, not a curated record.
CGUCAGGAGAAAAACGGCGGUGCUUGGUGUCCCAAAGCGCAGAUAAGUAGCGACGUUAAGGAAUACUUGGAGGUGGAUCUCCAGAAAAACCACCUGAUGACUUGGACAGAAACUCAAGGCCGUUUCGGAAACGGCCAAGGCCAGGAAUUCGCUGAGGCCUUCUUGGUGGAGUAUUGGAGACCGUCUUUGAAUCAGUGGAUUACGUAUAAGGAUUCUAGAGGAGAAAAGGUACUAACUGGGAACAGCAACACGUACUUGGUCGUACGUCAACGACUGGAGCUUCCUUUCAUUGCCAGCAAAGUACGCUUCAUACCUUACAGCGAGCAUCCAAGAACUGUCUGCAUGCGCGUCGAGUUGUACGGGUGCACUUGGGAACAAAACGUUAUUAAAUACGAAGCUCCAAGAGGAGAAGUGCGGGAACCAGACAUCGACUUAGAAGACAUUAGUUACGACGGUACUUUAGAUGGAAAAAUGAUGAGAGGUGGUUUGGGCCAACUGGUGGAUGGGCUGUAUGGCGAUGACGAUUACCACAAGCAGUUGCAAGGAGAGCAGUCAGGCAGCAGAUGGGUCGGCUGGAACAGCGACACACACAACGGCCUCCCGAUCAAUCUUACUUUCGAAUUCGAUUCAAUCAGAGAAUUUUCAGCGGUGCAUCUCCAUUGCAACAACAUGUUCACCAGAGGAGUGCAGAUCUUCUCCUCAGCCGAGGUAUGGUUCGCUCUCGAUGGCGAAAAGUACCAAUCGGCUGGUGUUCGCGCCAUCAUACCUUCUGAUCGCAUGCGCGAAAAUGCUCGAAACGUUACCAUUAAGCUUCGAGGAAGACCUGCAAGGUUUGUGAGGAUUCGGCUGUCGUUUGCAGACAAAUGGAUGCUGAUCAGCGAGAUCGCCUUCGAUUCUGUUGCUUUGACAAACAACCUCACCGAAGACGACUUGCAGCGCUAUUACCUCAUUCCUGACACAGUAUCUACAACCACUGCACCAGGAGUUCCUAGUGGUGAAACCACUCAUGCUAGAAAAGAAGUAACACCAGCUACCAGCCCCACCUCGAGCACACAAGCUUACAUAGGAUUGAUCACAGGAGCUCUAGCAAUGGUUAUUUUGUUGCUGGCUUGUACAGUGUUUUUAAUGAUCAGACGAGGUAGAAAGAAGGUUGCUCUUCUUCACAAGCACACAGCCUUAGUAUCGAGCAGCACCAAGCCUACGACUAUCAACAUGAAAGACUUGAAAAACAACAUGUCUACUCCGAUUAUCAACAACGGUCUUUCUCGAUCUCGACUUUCUGUUAAAAGUAAAGACAAUACUAUAGGCUCCGUUGCUUCCAAAAAGGCUAAAAAGUGUAACCUGUAUGGAAACGUCGCAGGGGAGGAAUCGGAUAGUGAAAAUUCGUCAGUUUAUCACGAACCGUACAAACUACUGCCCAAUCCAAAGCAGGAGUAUGGGUGUUUGCUGAAGAAGGAGGGGCUCACGUCAAGCAAAAGUGGAGAAUAUACAGAUUUCACGAGUGUCAACAGUUUUCCGGAGGAAAUGAAAUAUUCGACGCAACCGCCUCCGGCAGCUGCAUUCUACAACAUGACGCCGCCGCCUCCACCCGCCUCACGCCCGCCGCCCACUUACGACGUUCAGAACGGCACGCUGCCCCAGAACGGCGGUGCCAUCAUAUCGGAGAACUAUUACGCCGCCACGGAUAUCAUCAAGGGAGAAAGACGAGAGCAACACUUCACACCAGGCCGAUUUACUCCUAUCAAAUUGCCCGAAGGACCACCAUUGGAAGGGGUCGCCCAUUUGUUAGACUUUCCAAGACAUAGAUUAAGACUACUGGAAAAACUUGGGGAGGGAGACUUUGGAAUGGUUCAUUUAUGCGAAGCAGAGGGCCUUCCAGAUUUUAAUGGAGCUUCAUCGUUCCAUAAGAAACAGUUGGUGAUCGUCAAGAGCUUGUGGAGAGGAUGUGGAGAUGCAAAAAGGCACGAAUUUCUACGAGAAACCAGCUGGUUGGCCGGCCUAAGAGAUCCCAACCUAGCGCGAGUAGUCGGAUUCUGCAGCCAGGACGAACCCAUGUGCGCUUUGAUGGAACAUUCCGAACCAGGCGAUCUUCCGAUGUUCUUAGUACAACGAGCUGUCAGCGAAGAUGGCACUACGACUAAAGGGCCUUGUAUUAGUUAUGGAUGCUUAAUAUAUGUUGCAACCCAAGUAGCUUCCGGAAUGAAGUAUUUGGAAUCGUUGGAUUUGGUACACAGGGAUUUAGCUGCUAGGAAUUGUGUAAUAGACAAAAAUUUCACUGUGAAAGUGUCUGACCACGCGAUGUACUGCGAUCGCUACGAAAAUGACUACUACAUCAGCGAUACGAAAGCCAGACUACCUUUAAGAUGGAUGUCUUGGGAAGCUCUACUACUGGGCCGACAAACUACCAAAAGCGAUGUAUGGGCAUUUGCGAUCACUCUUUGGGAGAUUCUGAUGCUCUGUACACAACAACCGUAUGCGGAACUGACCAGCGAACAAGUAGUUGAAAAUAGCAACCAUUGGUACCAGAACGAUGGCUGUCAAAGGUACCUUCCUAGACCAGCCGCUUGCCCUAGAGAAAUAUACGACUUGAUGGGCGAGUGCUGGAAGCGAAACGCAGCCGACAGACCACGGUUCUCUGAGAUCCACCUCUUCUUGCAAAGGAAAAACUUGGGCUACAUGCCCGGGCCCAACUCCCAAGUGUGAAGAAGGCGAGUGGUACUCAAAACAAAGACUUGUAUUCGCAAUUAUUGAGAGAAUUUUUGGUAUGAAUGUGAUUUUUCUCGACUGGUUACACGCAGGUACUACUUUAGGUUAAGGAGUUAAUGUUUAGUGGCGGGGAGGGGGAGUUUUGCAAGGGGUACUGCUCUGGAAAUAUUAUAUUCACGCGAGUUACUGGGAGAGGCAGUGAAGUAACAAACCUACCAAAUUUUCGCAAUUGGAUGCAUCUCAAUGAAACUUUUUGCAUUUGAUUCGUAAGAGCCCUGGGGAACUUUGUGAACUAAAGUGAUAAUGACGAAGUAAAUGAAAAUUGCAUUAUAUAACAAGGAAAAUACAUUUCGAAGUGAUGAAAAAUGAAAAAUUUGUAAUUCGUACAUAAUGGGUCUAUUGAAUAAAAAGAAGUAUUUGCUUUUACUUACAAAUAUUUAAGUAUUUACUUAAUAGUAAUUGAAUAAAGUCAUUUCUUUAAUGCUUUGUUCAAUUACUAUUAAGUCAAUACUUAAAUACGAGGAAGUAAACGCAAAUACUUCUUUUUAUUCAAUAGACCCAAUACAUGUCGAAUAAUGCAAUUUUCAAUUAUUUCGUCAUCAUCACUUAAGUUCACAAACUUUUCCAAGGGCUCUUAAGAAUAGAAUGCAAAUAAUUUCAUUGGGAUGCAUCCAACUACAAAAAUUUGGUAAGUUUUGACUUUUCUACUGAUUCAUUGCCUCGCCUAUGUAUCAAGAGUUAAUUGAAGAACGAGUUGGUGUAAGACUUUGCAAAACUCUUCUUCUUCGUUUUUAUUUCCACCUUUCUUUAUUUUUUCACUUGUAAACCCAUUGUGAUAUCGCACAGUUAGAUGUGCAACUUUAAUCAUAUCUAUUUCUUAAAAAAAUGUAAAAUUAUUGUAAAUCGGUGAGGUCUUGUCGGAUCGGUUAUUAGUUAUAAGAAAAAGUAUAUGGCAUUAUAUAAUAUAGAAGUAUAACAAAGAAGUAUAUAGUUAUGCUGGUGUGGUCAAAAAAAUCUGGUUUGGUAGUGGAUUUUACAAUACUUUUUUACUAAUUACGAUUCUAAAAGAAGUAAGGAGAUAUAACUUAUUUCUCUAAUCAAUAUAUUAUUAUAAUGAGUUCUUUAAUUUAUUUUAUUUUUAGCACUUAUAUUAUUAGUCUUUACUUAUGUUCGACAUUUAUAACACGCGACAUUAAAAUAACGACGAGUCCGUUUCAUACAAAUUCUGUUAUUUAUACCGUUUGAUGCCUGUUCUGGAAUUUUCGUUGGAGGC